Molecule: messenger RNA, 1063 nt
Organism: Ruditapes philippinarum (Manila clam)
Lineage: Eukaryota; Metazoa; Mollusca; Bivalvia; Venerida; Veneridae
Exons: 3
Coding region: 206-892 (228 amino acids)
Source: RefSeq, a predicted model, not a curated record
GGGAUACGCUUUUAAUGUGGGUCGUACAGUAAAGUAUGUGUUCUAAUAACGUGAACUACAAUCUAAUCAAGCGACAGCUGCUUAAAUGUUUAAGUGCAUAAAAUACAGAACAAAUAUCGUGUCAAAGUUCAACCAGAUAAGGUCCUAUAAAAUUCUAAUCGGUUUUUUGAAGUUAUUUCACUUCUUUUAAACAUAACAUAGUGAAAUGGUGACGUUACACGUAAUUGCAUCGCUUCUAGCGUUCGCCGCCGUCUCACGUGCGACGUUAGACUGCUCAAAAACGUUCCCGCAUUCAGGUCUGACGUCACGUUACAAUGAGACAAUAGCUCAUGCUAUACAUUCCAUGACGGUAAGAGGGCUUAAACUUUUCAAUAACCGGGCAUCAGCGAAGAACUUCGUGCCGACGGUGAACCAAGACCUGAGUGAGGAAAUAGCUGUGCUGGACCAUGCACCGGAAGAACCGCUGGACCACGACUUUACAACACUUACCAUGAACAUCGUUGACAAAAUUCUCUCAACUCUGGGCAACUCAAAAGAUGGACUGGGUCCACACUGGUCACCAGUUGAACGUGUUGCCCACGUGUUUCAUAUGUGGGAUCUCUGGUACAAGAUCAAAGAGACCGCCUGGGACAACGUGCAAAACAAUAAACCACGUGACGAAGUUUGCACGUGCCUUGCCUCUGUUGAAUUCAAUGGCAUAAAGGAUGCUGUCGCAUGGGUCGCAAACCACUAUAAAACCGGCACGCCGAUCACUUUGUUGGAUCGUCCUAUACCAAAACUGGUCGACGCCAACUCCUGGGGAAUCUGGAAACAGCGUCUGCUGCACUACUAUACACCGGAAGCUCUUAAUGAUGCCGCCAUGUACCUCCACUGUGUCUCACAGUUCUGGUAGAAUCCUUGAAAGGAAGAUUUAUUUAGUGUUUAUUUUGUAAUGGAAUCACUUAUUUCUAUAACAUAUUGUACCGAAUGAUUGUCCUUAGAACUACCUUAGUGUAUGAUGUAUUUUUCUGAACUUUUAGUUAGAGAAUUGUGACUUUACUUUUGAAUAAACUGAUAAUAUAUA